AUGUCAAAUCACAUAGUUGGUGGCACUGACGCACGAAGAGGGAAAUAUCCUUUUCAAGUUUACCUAACAGCCAACGGUCGGUUCUUCUGUGGCGGAUCGCUUUUAGACGCAGACACGGUUCUUACCGCUGCGCACUGCUUUCCCUAUGGAUUAAGCAUUGGUACGGAUUACCAGGUGGUUGCAGGAGACUACCGCUAUGACCAAUAUGAUGGUUCAGAACAGACGGCAAAAAUCAGGGCUUUAGCCAAGCAUCCUGGGUACACAGAUGAUGAUUAUCUCAGUGCAGAUAUUGCUGUUUUGAAGUUGCGUACAUCGUUGACUUUUAAUAAACACGUGGGACGACCUGUCACGAUAACAUCAAAGCGACGCGAGAGACGAAUUCAAGCGGUAGACGACUGUUGGCUCACGGGCUGGGGACUCACAGACCAAGAUCCCGACAUUUUACCUAGUAUCCAGCAAGAGCUGGCCGUGAAGUUGGCCCCCAGUAGCAAGUGUACCAGGGCGUUUAGUGGAAGAUGGAGCGACGGCUUUGUUUGCUCCAUUCAGGAGAAUCAGAAUGCUUGCAGGGGAGACUCUGGGGGCCCUCUGACGUGCAUGAUGCGGGGCGUGCCCUACCAGGUGGGCGUGGUCUCGUUUGGCUCCACCAACUGCGCUAACGGAUUCUCCGCCUACACAAGGGUGUCUGCGCACCGGAAGUGGAUAAUAAAGAUGAAGAAGAAUCUUUGA
Messenger RNA from Mya arenaria, 726 nucleotides. RefSeq names its product serine protease 27-like. NCBI's taxonomy places the organism in Eukaryota, Metazoa, Mollusca, Bivalvia, Myida, Myidae. The record is from RefSeq and is a predicted model, not a curated record. Gene Ontology annotation, molecular function: serine-type endopeptidase activity. Bases 1 to 726 code for a protein of 241 amino acids. Gene Ontology annotation, biological process: proteolysis. The transcript has 6 exons.